Messenger RNA from Chiloscyllium plagiosum (whitespotted bambooshark), 7267 nucleotides. NCBI's taxonomy places the organism in Eukaryota, Metazoa, Chordata, Chondrichthyes, Orectolobiformes, Hemiscylliidae. The record is from RefSeq and is a predicted model, not a curated record.
GAGUACAGUUCUGAAGAAGACUGAUGCUUGGCCCGCUGAGUUUCUCCAUCAACUUCUGUCUUUUGGGUCAUAAGUCUUCCUGCUUGGAGUUGAUUUGAUCUGCCAGCCUCACACCAUGUUCUGCUGGAGUUUUCACAAGGACCGUAAGCUUCUGGUAUCUAUCUGGAGUUGCUGUGGAACGUCCAGUUAUUUGGAUCUGUCUGAAAUUCUGGAAUCUGACUGAGAUCUGCCUUAUUAGCACCAUCUGGGUUGUGUCUGGAGCCAUUGUGAUCGCUCUGGUGAUAGUGAGAUUGGUCAAGGGCUAAUUGGAUCCAAGUGGAGUUGCGGAGAUAUAUUUUGGAUAUACACAGAGGUGUGACGAAUUUGGGAUCUUUCCAGAUUAACUUUGAUCUGUCUGGAUUUGUUGGAUCGAUACAGCCCUGUUGGGAUCUUUCCAGACUUCUGGCAUCCGUUCGGAGUUGUAGGAUGUGAACUGUCGGAGUUGGGUACGCCUACUCUGGGUCCUGGUCGGGAUCUGUACGAAGUUGGUCGCGAUUUCUCUGGACACGUCGGGAUCUGUUCGGAAGUCGACGCGCUUUCUGUGGAUCCCUGUUAGGAUCUGUCCACGGUCUCUCCUGAUCCCUGCAGUGGUCUGUCCGCGCUUUCUCCUGGUCCCUGUUGGGAUCUGUCCGAGAUUUGUCCUGAUCCCUGCAGGGGUAUGUGCGCGCUUUCUCCUGGUCACUGCAGGGAUCUGUCCGCGAUUUCUUCGGAUCCCUGCUGGGAUCUGUCCGAGAUCGCUCCGGAUCCCUGCUGGGAUCUGUCCGAGAUCGCUCCGGAUCCCUACUGGGAUCUGUCCGAGAUUGCUCCGGAUCCCCUGCUGGGAUCUGUCCGAGAUUGCUCCGGAUCCCCUGCUGGGAUCUGUCCGAGAUUACUCCGGAUCCCUGCUGGGAUCUGUCCAGCUGCUGUCAUCCCGCCAAUUCCAUUCUCGCGCCGCCCCAUUGUGACGUCAGCCGGUCCAGGGGCUGCUCCCAACAAAAUGGCGGCUGUGGAGUAACGGUCAGGAGCGGAGAGCGCGAGAGAGACAGCGACAGCGACACCGACAGCUGCUGUCGCCAAGAGCGGGGCGACAGGGGCAGCCUCUCAAUACACACUCACUAACCACCGCCCCCCCCACCACAAAAAAAGAAAAAGAGUAACGUACCGUGUAUCUAACGGCCGGAGAAAGAGAGGGGGGCGCGAAAGUCGUCGGAAGAGCAAGAGAAUCAGUGGAGUGUGGCCGAGGAGCGAGGAGACAUGUCUCUCCUUUGUGUUGGAGUAGCAUCAGAGGAUGGAUCACUGAAGAUGUUCAAAGUUGAAUUCAACAGUUAAGAAAGCAAAACUUGAUGGACCACAAGAAAAAUACAAUACAUAUGUGACCCUGAAGGUUCAGAAUGUGAAGAGUACAACUAUUGCAGUGCGGGGAAGCCAACCAUGCUGGGAACAGGAUUUCAUGUUUGAAAUCAACCGUUUGGACCUUGGUUUAACUGUUGAAGUGUGGAGCAAAGGAUUGAUCUGGGACACAAUGGUCGGUACCGUAUGGAUCCCUUUACGAAGCAUACGACAGUCAAAUGAGGAGGGACCUGGUGAAUGGCUGACUCUUGACUCAGAGGUUAUAAUGACAGAUAAUGAAAUCUGUGGAACAAAAGACCCAACAUUUCACAGGAUUUUGUUGGAUACUCGAUUUGAGUUACCACUUGAUAUCCCUGAAGAGGAGGCACGUUACUGGGCCAAAAAAUUGGAACAACUGAAUGCAAUGAGGGAUCAUGAUGAUUUUGUUUUCCAAGAAGAGGAGAGACCUUUACCUGUUCCAGGUUCGCAAUGUUGCAACUGGAGCUAUUUCGGCUGGGGAGACCAACAAAACAAUGAAGAUCCUGACAGUGCAGUAGAUGACAGAGACAGUGAUUAUCGAAGUGAGACUAGCAACAGCAUGCCACCUCCAUAUUAUACAACUUCUCAGCCAAACGCAUCAGUUCAUCAAUACUCUAUUUCUUCACGGCAUCAACAAAGUGGAUCACGGGAUUCUUGCACUGAUUCUAUUCAUAGUUACGAGCUAGAUUAUUCAGAUCUUCAGAGGCCAAUAAGACGCUAUGAUAGCAUAGAUUCUGCCACAAAUGGACGCAGUGAUCUAGAGACUGCGUCAGACUCUAGCAGGCUAACCAGUCGUCAGUAUUCCCUUGAAAGUAGGCAGUCCCUAGAUCUGUCGGAUAGUCCGACAGGUAGCAGCAGAUAUGCUUCAUCGGCUGAAUUGAGCCAGGGCAGCUCCCAGCUCAGUGAGGAUUUUGAUCCAGAUAAUGAGAGCCUGCAAUGCUCAGACAUUGAUGAUGAACGAGAUGGGGACUCUUACCACUCCUGCCACAGCUCAGUGAGCUGUCAGAAAGAAUCUUUGGACUGGGACAAAGAAGAUAAUGAACCUCUGGAGAUUUAUAGUGAACCUGAUGAGUUCCAGAAGGAGGAGGAGGAAAUUUAUGAGGAGAAACCUAAAGAGGAGGAAGCAGUUUCUGUACCAGUUGAAAUCCCACCUGAAACUGAGAUAACUUCAGAGCAGGUUGAAGAAAAACAACUAGAAACUUUCAGAAAUGAAGAGGAAGAACAUUCUACCAUAUCGAGGGCCAAAGCCAACUGGAUCCGAGCUUUUAAUAAAGUUCGUAUGCAGAUUCAAGAAGCACAACUUGGGGAAGGGGUUGGUGAUCUUCCCAAGCCGCUUUGGUUUAAAGGAGGGGGAGCAGCGGUUAAAUUUCUGCGUAGCAUUGACAGCAUGCCUGACAUUAAGCCUCGGCGUAAAUCCCUCCCACUGGUCAGCGACCUGGCUAUGUCUUUGGUGCAGUCAAGAAAAGCUGGCAUCACUUCUGCACUAGCAACUCGCACUCUUAAUGAUGAAGAAUUGAAAAACCAUGUUUACAAGAAGACCUUGCAAGCCUUAAUCUACCCUAUUUCGUGUACAACACCACACAAUUUUGAAGUGUGGACAGCAACUACUCCCACAUAUUGCUAUGAAUGCGAAGGCUUGUUGUGGGGAAUUGCCCGCCAGGGAAUGCGUUGCACUGAAUGUGGGGUCAAAUGUCAUGAAAAGUGCCAAGAUCUUCUCAAUGCAGAUUGCUUGCAGCGUGCUGCUGAAAAGAGUUCAAAACAUGGAGCAGAAGAUCGAACACAAAAUAUUAUCAUGGUUCUAAAGGAUCGAAUGAAAAUCAGAGAAAGAAAUAAGCCAGAAAUCUUUGAGCUCAUCCAGGAGGUAUUUGGACUUCCAAAAUCAGUGCAUGCACAGCAGAUGAAGGCAAUUAAGCAAAGUGUACUGGAUGGAACAUCAAAGUGGUCAGCAAAAAUCAACAUCACCGUGGUGUGUGCUCAAGGUUUGCAAGCCAAAGAUAAAACAGGUUCCAGUGAUCCUUACGUCACGGUUCAAGUUGGGAAGACUAAAAAACGUACCAAAACCAUCUAUGGAAAUCUUAACCCGAUCUGGGAAGAAAACUUCAACUUUGAAUGUCACAACUCCUCUGAUCGAAUAAAAGUACGAGUGUGGGAUGAAGAUGAUGACAUUAAGUCACGUGUAAAACAAAGGUUUAAACGGGAAUCUGAUGAUUUUUUGGGCCAGACCAUCAUUGAAGUUCGAACCCUCAGUGGAGAAAUGGAUGUAUGGUAUAAUCUAGAUAAGCGUACUGAUAAAUCUGCAGUGUCUGGUGCCAUCCGGCUACAUAUUAGUGUGGAGAUAAAAGGAGAAGAGAAAGUAGCACCCUAUCAUGUUCAGUACACAUGUCUACAUGAGAAUCAAUUUCAUUACCUGACCGAUAUACAAAAUAAUGGAGUGGUGAAGAUUCCAGAUGCAAAAGGAGAUGAUGCCUGGAAGGUUUAUUUUGAUGAAACUGCCCAAGAAAUAGUGGAUGAGUUUGCAAUGCGAUUUGGCAUAGAAUCCAUUUAUCAGGCUAUGACGCAUUUUGCCUGCCUGUCUUCAAAGUACAUGUGCCCUGGAGUACCAGCUGUAAUGAGUACUCUGUUGGCAAAUAUCAAUGCUUACUAUGCACAUACCACUGCCUCUACCAAUGUAUCUGCCUCUGAUCGUUUUUCAGCCUCCAAUUUUGGGAAAGAGAGGUUUGUAAAACUUCUAGACCAACUGCACAAUUCUCUUCGUAUUGAUCUAUCAAUGUAUAGGAAUAAUUUUCCAGCAAGCAGUCCUGAAAGGCUACAAGAUUUAAAGUCUACAGUUGAUCUCUUAACAAGUAUAACCUUUUUUCGAAUGAAGGUUCAGGAACUGCAGAGCCCGCCACGGGCAAGUCAAGUUGUGAAAGAUUGUGUAAAGGCUUGUCUGAAUUCCACUUAUGAGUAUAUCUUCAAUAACUGCCAUGAACUGUACAGUCGAGAAUAUCAAACAGAUCCAAAUAAAAAAGCUGAAGUCCCUCCAGAGGAACAAGGGCCAAGCAUUAGAAAUUUAGACUUUUGGUCCAAACUUAUAACACUCAUUGUUUCAAUCAUAGAAGAGGACAAGAAUUCAUAUACACAUUGCCUCAAUCAGUUUCCACAAGAACUGAAUGUGGGAAAGAUAAGUGCAGAAGUGAUGUGGAACCUUUUUGCACAGGACAUGAAAUAUGCAAUGGAAGAACAUGAAAAGCACAGACUCUGCAAAAGCGCAGAUUACAUGAAUCUACACUUCAAAGUGAAGUGGCUGUAUAACGAGUAUGUAAAAGACCUUCCAGCUUUUAAGAAUUCAGUCCCAGAGUACCCUGCCUGGUUUGAACCAUUUGUUAUACAAUGGUUGGAUGAGAAUGAAGAAGUAUCAAGAGACUUUCUGCAUGGAGCACUGGAAAGAGACAAGAAGGAUGGUUUCCAACAAACAUCAGAGCAUGCCCUGUUCUCCUGUUCUGUGGUGGAUGUGUUCUCACAAUUGAAUCAGAGUUUUGAAAUAAUUAAGAAGCUGGAGUGCCCUGAUCCUCUGAUAGUGGGGCAUUAUAUGAGAAGAUUUGCUAAGACUAUCAGUAAUGUGCUGCUGCAGUAUGCUGAGAUAAUAGCUAAGGAUUACGCAUCAUACUGUUCGAAGGAGAAAGUGCCAUGUAUUCUAAUGAACAACAUCCAGCAGCUUCGAGUACAAUUGGAGAAGAUGUUUGAAGCAAUGGGAGGAAAAGAUUUGAAUGCUGAAGCCAGUGACAUCUUAAAAGAGCUGCAAAUAAAACUGAAUAAUGUACUAGAUGAUCUCAGCAGGGUGUUUGCACUAAGUUUUCAGCCUCACAUUGAGGAAUGUGUGAAACAGAUGGGAGAUAUUCUGAGCCAGGUGAAAGGCACAGGAAAUGUCCCUGCCAGCGCUUGUAACAGUGUGGCUCAGGAUGCUGAUAAUGUUCUCCAACCACUCAUGGACCUGCUGGAUAGCAAUUUGACACUCUUCGCAAAGAUCUGUGAGAAAACGGUGUUGAAACGUGUCUUAAAAGAAUUAUGGAGGAUUGUAAUGAACACAAUGGAGAAAACUAUUGUCUUACCACCUUUAACGGAUCAAACGAUGAUUGGAAGGGUGAAGCUUGUCUGUCACAGCGAUGGCACACAGCUUAUUUUUAACGCUGCAAAAGAACUGGGGCAGCUUUCAAAGCUAAAGGAUCACAUGGUCAGAGAAGAAGCCAAAAGUCUUUCCCCCAAGCAAUGUGCUGUAGUGGAACUUGCACUAGAUACUAUUAAGCAAUAUUUCCAUGCUGGUGGAGUUGGCCUGAAGAAGACCUUUUUAGAAAAGAGCCCAGAUCUGCAGUCUCUACGGUAUGCUCUGUCACUGUACACGCAGGCUACUGACACCCUUAUUAAAACAUUUAUCCAGUCUCAGUCAUCUCAGGUGCAUGGUGGGAAGGGUAUUAGGUUUACCCAUAGCGAGGAGGUUUAUCCUGAAAAGGGAUCUGGUGUGGAUGAUCCAGUCGGAGAAGUGUCCAUCCAUGUGGAACUUUUCACUCAUCCAGGAACCGGAGAACACAAAAUCACAGUUAAAGUUGUGGCUGCUAAUGAUCUAAAGUGGCAAACAACUGGCAUCUUCCGUCCAUUCGUUGAAGUUAAUAUGAUUGGACCUCAUCUUAGUGACAAGAAGAGGAGGUUUGCCACUAAAUCCAAAAACAACAGCUGGGCUCCAAAAUUCAAUGAAACCUUUCAAUUCACAUUGAGUGCCGAGGAUGGCCCAGAAUGUUACGAACUACAGAUUUGUGUGAAAGACUACUGUUUUGCCAGAGAAGAUCGAAGUGUGGGCAUUGCUGUGAUGCAAUUGCGUGAUAUUGUUCAGAAGGGAAGUUGUGCCUGUUGGUUACCACUUGGACGCAGAAUUCAUAUGGAUGAGACAGGACUAACAGUCCUCAGGAUACUGUCACAAAGAAACAAUGAUGAAGUGGCAAAGGAGUUUGUAAAAUUAAAAUCUGAUAUACGUUCUGCUGAAGAAGGCAGUUGAGAAAAGUGGCCAAAAUCACAUGUAGAGCAAAUUUUAAAACUUUAAUUUCUUAAGCUCGUUGGAGCUUUGUUUUCUCAUCUAAAUGAAGCCACAUGUCCCACUUAUGAAAUAAGCAAAAAAAAAAUCAGCAAGAGGUCGAGUCAAGUUUUGGUAUAUGCAUGAUUUAUCAUCUGUAGUUUUUUUUUGCCGGUGUGGACAAUUAAUUUUAUUUCUUUUGUUCAUGAAAGGCAGCACUCAGUCCUUUGAAAUAUGACUAUUCACAAACAACUGGAUUGACUUUCCGUUAAGGCUAAUAUCACUUGUGUAAAUAAAUCCCGCAUGACUCUGAGCCUGUGUACAAUGAGCACUGUGAUCCUGUCCUUGUGGAGAGACCUACAGCUGAGAGAACUUAUAUACCUCUUGUGAAAAGUCUCAGUUACCUUCCUCUUCAAUACCAAAAUGCCAAAGUGUCUUUAUACUCACUGGUGUAGCCAAUUUCUUACACAUUCCACAUUUCUUGAACAGAUUGCUACUCUGAGUUAUACUCACAAACAGGCUUGGUAUUCUACAAAUUACAGGAUUAGACCCAAGUUUUUUGCCUUUAGUUUAUUGCAUAGCAAACAAAUGACUGCUGAAAAUAGGUUAGUUCUAGAACAGAUUUAAAGUUUGAUAAUCAAAAGGUUAACCUCUCAAAUAUUCCAAGAAUCAUUAAUUCUAAAAAAAAUUCCCAUCUUUCAAUUUUGCUUCAGAUUAUGCAGUGACUGAAAAAUAUUGUAAUAGUCUUGUUACAUUAGCCACAAUUAAUUUUACACAAAAUUGUUACAAUCUUGUAUAAACUGUCCUUUUCCAUCAUUCUUUGUAUUCUUGCAUUAU